CUAUUUUCUAUGGCAGAACUGCACUCAGCUGGGUUUGGGAAAACCAGUGAAGUCCUCUUUACUACAGUGCCGUAGUUUGGUAUCUGCUCUUGGAAGCCCUUGUCCACCUUCCCUUUCUGACUUGAUGAUAAGCACAGCACAAUCUCUUGCCCGGAGCUGGGAAUUCUGUAUUUCCUCAGCCAUCAGGAAAACCACCUCCUUUCUUGGAAACGUAUCUUCCAAGUGAAUCAUUCUUUCCAAAUCACAUAAUGUGUGCUGUGGCUCGACCCAAACCUGGGGUCACUGCUGAAGGUGCAGCUAUUGAAAACAGUGGAGCAGCAUAAUUCACUGAAUGUGCUUCCGGAUGACGAUGCAUAUUUUAAUUGAUGAUGUCGGAAGCUAAAUCUACAAUUCCCCAUACAUUCCAGCUUGUUAGCAACACAUAAAAUGCAAAGACCACAAUUCAGGAUCACAAAAACAUUGCUCUUACAUCUUUCUAGAUGAUUGUAGUUGCUCUGAUUGUGUUCUAUGCUAGCAGAAGCCUUCUCCAAGGUUUACUGCUGACUCUAGAGCAGCACAUCCCCUGCAUACUGGGAACUUUGGGUGCUAGCAACAUGGGCAACUCCUGUGUUUGUCGAGAUGAUAGUGGUGUGGAAGACAACGUAGAAUCCCAGAAUCCGCAAACACAGAAUAGUAGAGUACCAGUACCUGAAGCAAGAAGCCAUCCAAGGGACCCUGUAAGGCCACCCAGGAGGGGGCGAGGGCCACAUGAACCAAGAAGGAAAAAACAGAAUGUGGAUGGACUAGUGCUUGACACGCUGGCAGUAAUACGGACACUGGUAGAUAAGUAUGAAGGCUGGCUGGAAGUUGUCCAAUCUUUAAUUAGAGUUAUUCCAUUAGAAGAUCCAUUGGGGCCAGCUGUUAUAACAUUACUACUGGAUGAGUGUCCACUGCCAACAAAAGAUGCAUUGCAGAAAUUAACUGAAAUAUUAAAUUUAAAUGGAGCGGUUGCCUGCCAGGAUUCCUGUCACCCUGCCAAACAUCGUAACACAACUGCAGUACUGGGCUGUUUGGCUGAGAAACUAGCAGGUCCUGCAAGUAUAGGCUUACUCAGCCCAGGAAUACUGGAAUAUUUACUGCAGAGCUUGAAUUUCCAGUCCCAUCCGACGGUAAUGCUUUUUGCACUAAUAGCACUGGAAAAGUUUGCACAAACAAGUGAAAAUAAAAUGACAAUUUCUGAAUCCUGUAUUAGUGACCAGCUUGUUUUGUUAGAGAAAUGGACAGAUAAUCCAGACUAUUUAAAACGCCAAGUGGGAUUCUGUGCCCAGUGGAGUUUAGACAAUCUAUUUUUGAAAGAAGGCAGACAGUUUACAUAUGAGAAAGUUGACUUGACCAAUAUUAAGGCCAUGCUGAAUAGCAACGAUGUCAGCGAAUACCUUAAGAUCUCGCCACGUGGACUGGAGGCUCGAUGCGAUGCCUCCUCUUUUGAAAGUGUUCGAUGUACGUUCUGCGUUGAUUCUGGGGUUUGGUACUAUGAAGUCACAGUAAUUACUUCAGGAGUGAUGCAGAUAGGAUGGGCCACCAAAGACAGCAAGUUUCUCAAUCAUGAAGGUUACGGUAUUGGGGACGACGAGUACUCCUGUGCAUAUGAUGGCUGCCGGCAGCUGAUUUGGUAUAAUGCCAGAAGUAAACCACAUUCCCAUCCCUGUUGGAAAGAAGGAGACACAAUAGGAUUUUUACUCGAUUUGCAAGAAAAGCAAAUGAUCUUCUAUUUAAAUGGGAACCAGCUUCCCGCUGAGAAGCAAGUGUUUUCAUCUGCUGUAUCUGGCUUUUUUGCUGCAGCUAGUUUCAUGUCCUAUCAACAAUGUGAGUUCAAUUUUGGAGCAAAACCUUUCAAGUAUUCACCUUCAAUCAAAUUUAGCACCUUUAAUGAUUACGCCUUCCUGACAGCAGAGGAGAAAAUAAUUUUACCAAGACAUAGACGUCUGGCUUUGUUGAAGCAAGUGAGUAUCCGAGAGAACUGCUGCACGCUGUGCUGUGAUGAGGUAGCAGACACAGAACUCAGACCGUGUGGACACAGUGACCUGUGCAUGGAGUGUGCCUUGCAACUGGAGACCUGCCCAUUGUGUCGACAGGAAAUACAGACUAGAGUCAGACAGAUCUCUCACAUUUCAUGACACGUGGAGAAAUAUCAUGGACUUAUUUCUAAUCAAUUCCGGCCAAUGCUGCAAGGGACAAGCAUCUCUAACCAAUCUAUACGCACAUCAAAACCAUAGCCGUGACCAGAUUUCAUGCUACGCCAUAGUUUAUCUUAGAAAUGAAAUCUUUAAUAAACUAACCCAACUUGCCAGUGCUGGGGAACUGGCUUCAACAAUAGAUAAUAGUUCAACAUUUUAUGGCUGUUGGUUAUCUCCAAGCAAGACCACAGGAGAGUGUCUUUCUUUUUUCUUUCUUUUUUUCUUUCUCUCUCACCUAUCACAAGUGCUGAAAAAGAAUUUGCACUGGAAAUAUACACAAAGUACAUAAAAUCUUCUAAAACAGGGACAUUCUGUCUCAUGCUCUAAAGUCCUUAUUUUUGGCAGAAGUCAUGAAUAAAGUAAGCCAAUAUGUCUUUAAUGUAGCCUCCUGCUGGUCAGAGACUGUUUUCCGACAAUGGAUAUUAAACUGCUCAAAGACUUGAAAUCUGUACACAGACAGACUGGUUUGAAAAGAAGGUGCAGAGACUGUAGAAAAAUCCAAAUUUUUGAUAACUCAGUGAUUCCAAAGAACGUUCUGAUUUCUUUUUUUAAACUGCGGAAAAUUGGUGGUAUUUUCACAUUCAUAGUGUUUCUAAUUACUUCAAUUUCAGUACCCAUGUUUAGUGUAAGAAUUCCUCCUGAAAAUUAUUCUUUUCACUAAUUGUAAUGCUGGACGGGAGACAGUUUGAAAUGUUGGGUAUUUUUAAGGUACCAUCAAUCAUCUUUUUUUAAUCAGUAUUGUUUUUUGAAAGUUAUGUACAUUUUGAAAAUCUUGAGCUAUAUUCUCAAAAGGUCUGGAAAGAAUUCUGAGCAAAUGUAUUAAUAUUGUUUUAAACGAAUACAUGUUAUUUGAA
Messenger RNA from Trachemys scripta elegans, 3070 nucleotides. It is a transcript of the gene RSPRY1, whose product is annotated as ring finger and SPRY domain containing 1. Lineage: Eukaryota; Metazoa; Chordata; Testudines; Emydidae. Gene Ontology annotation, cellular component: cytoplasm. The coding region runs from base 480 to 2156 and encodes 558 amino acids. Gene Ontology annotation, molecular function: protein binding; ubiquitin-protein transferase activity. The record is from RefSeq and is a predicted model, not a curated record. The transcript has 15 exons.